AUGCGUGUUGCGGUGACACAUGACCCAGAGGCGAAGGAGGAAGAGGAGGCGCAGGAGGCGAAGGAGGAACAGGAGGCGAAGGAGGAGCAGGAGGUGCAGGAGGCGCAGGCGGCGCAGGAGGCUGUAGUGGCUCUGGUGGAUCUGGCGGGAUACGGGGACGACUGCGCGGACACGGACAGGAUGCCCGUGUCGCCCACGUGCUUCGACAGGGUGUCGGCUGCAAACGCUGCGGCCCGCGCGGUGGCUUCGGCGUUCUCGGGGUGGUCGUUGCAGUCGCAGCGGUGGCACGCUGGAUUGCUGCUCACGCCCGUCGUGCCCACGGCGUAUGGCUGGCUGAAAAAGGUGCAGUGCGGUGAACCUGGGCAGCGGAAUAAGAAAGGC
This is a messenger RNA of Closterium sp. Yama58-4, 381 nucleotides long. Lineage: Eukaryota; Viridiplantae; Streptophyta; Zygnematophyceae; Desmidiales; Closteriaceae. The record is from the annotation of a GenBank genome assembly.